GACCGGGGCUCAAGCCAAACACACCCACAAACUCCGAACCUGAAGCCGCCGUCAAAGCGCACUGCGAGCGACCAAACCCCAGGCACCCGGAGACCCAAAUCUAGCGCCGCAGAUGGCAGUCCCCGGCGGCCGCAACGGCCUCGUUGAUGACGACGACGGCGACCACGCCGAGGCCUUCGCCGCCCUCUCCGAGGACGAGGAGGCGCCACUGCCUCCCCACCUCCGGGCCCUCGCCGACGCUGCCCAGACCGGCAACGCCGACGCCCUCCUCGCCGCGCUUGGUAAUUAUGGUGGCAGCAUUGAUGCUCCGGUUGAAGAUGGUGAUACUCUGCUUCACCUAGCAUGCUUAUAUGGCCAUCUACCUUGCGUGCAGCUACUACUGGAACGUGGAGCAAGCUUGGAGUGUAAAGAUGAAGAAGGAGCAAUUCCUCUUCAUGACGCUUGUGCUGGAGGAUUCACUGAUAUAGUCCAAUAUAUUCUCAAUUUUGCUGCAAACACUAAUGGUUGUGCAAAGCGAAUGCUCGACACUGUUGAUGCUGAAGGCGAUACUCCACUCCACCAUGCUGCUCGAGGGGAACAUUUGGAUGUUGUCAAGCUUUUGCUCGAGGCCGGUGCAUGUCCCAAGAAGGAGAAUUCUUAUGGACAGACACCAGCCGAGAUGGCUGAUCAAGAGACCGAUGUCAGGACCCUGUUAACUGCCAAGCAGGUUGAGGCCAGCGUACAGACGUCGAAUUGAUGGGCCUGUGGGAAUCCUUAGUUGAAAUUGGUAAACUGACAGGUUGAAUUCACUAUCGCAAUACACAGCUAUGAGAAUUGUUUCUUCUAUCAUCAGAACUAUGGAGUUUUGUGCAGUGAGAAAGACAUGAUGUUUCUCAGCUUCUCCCUUCAACAUUUUUGUUGUUGGUAUUUUCACAUUAUAGGAAAGGUAAAAUUGGGCACGUGCCGUACUUUGCCUGCAUGAUCACACGCAGUGCUUGAUGCCUUGCAACUUGCAAGAUUACACGUA
This is a messenger RNA of Brachypodium distachyon (stiff brome), 1006 nucleotides long. Its product is annotated as ankyrin repeat and SOCS box protein 10. NCBI's taxonomy places the organism in Eukaryota, Viridiplantae, Streptophyta, Magnoliopsida, Poales, Poaceae. The coding region runs from base 113 to 736 and encodes 207 amino acids. The record is from RefSeq and is a predicted model, not a curated record. Gene Ontology annotation, molecular function: protein binding. Gene Ontology annotation, biological process: positive regulation of protein catabolic process; protein ubiquitination. The transcript has 5 exons.